AUGUCCUGCUACGACCUGUGCUCCAUUGGUGGCUCUGGCCUCAUCGGUGGUGCCGGCCUCAUCGGUGGCUCCGCCUGCGGUGCCCUCCGUCCCCAGCCCCUGGCCGGCAGUGGGAACGAGCCAUGCGUCCGCCAGUGCCCUGACUCCACCACCGUGAUCCAGCCUCCCGCCGUGGUGGUCACCUUCCCCGGCCCCAUCCUCAGCUCCUUCCCCCAGGAUUCCGUGGUGGGAUCUGCUGGAGCACCCGUCCUUGCAGCCUCUGGAGCCUCCCUGGGCUAUGGGGGAUUUGGCCUUGGGGGCUAUGGGGGAUUUGGCCUUGGGGGCUAUGGGGGAUUUGGCCUUGGGGGCUAUGGGGGUCUGUGGGGCUAUGGGGGCUCCUCCCUGGGCUAUGGGGGUCUGGGGUACUGUGGGGGCUCCUCCCUCGGGUACCGGGGCCUGUUUGGCUCUGGGAGAUCCUUUGGCUCCUGCAGCUCCUACUCCCGCUACGGCCGCUACCGCCGCGGCAGCUGCGGCCCCUGCUAA
Messenger RNA from Onychostruthus taczanowskii (white-rumped snowfinch), 522 nucleotides. RefSeq names its product scale keratin-like. NCBI's taxonomy places the organism in Eukaryota, Metazoa, Chordata, Aves, Passeriformes, Passeridae. The transcript has a single exon. Gene Ontology annotation, cellular component: intermediate filament. The record is from RefSeq and is a predicted model, not a curated record. The coding region runs from base 1 to 522 and encodes 173 amino acids. Gene Ontology annotation, molecular function: structural constituent of cytoskeleton.